AUGUUUGUGUUUGCAGUCUUUGGAAUGGCGAACUCCACUACCACUUCAAUAGUCUUGCCUGCUCCUGAUUCCUCCAUCCAACAACGACAAGUCGUGCCUAAGAGACAUGUCCUGCGACGUAUGAUUUAUGGGUUUACUUUUUCCCACAAAGAGCUUGUAGAGUGGGGACAGCAGCACUUUGGCGAAACGGACGAUAAAGAAGUUUUGCGGCAAUAUGUCAGGAGGUCGAUGGGACCCCUAUUCACCCGCUGUUAUUGCCUAUGGCGACGGACGACGAGGCACAUCGUCACAUAUCAUAGCGGUCCUCGUCGGCACGAGGAGGAUUGGUGUCUUACCCUUGCGGAUAAUAUCUCUCGUGAUACUGCAAUGCCCCCUGCCAAAGAGGUCAUCGACAAAAUCAAGGAAGCCCUAGAGAUUACACGAGACCCCGAGUGGCAUCGGUUCUACGGGGAUUGA
Laccaria bicolor S238N-H82 is the source of this 456-nucleotide messenger RNA. RefSeq lists its product as uncharacterized. Bases 1 to 456 code for a protein of 151 amino acids. NCBI's taxonomy places the organism in Eukaryota, Fungi, Basidiomycota, Agaricomycetes, Agaricales, Hydnangiaceae. The transcript has a single exon. The record is from RefSeq and is a predicted model, not a curated record.